UGCAACCCUAGCUUCUCGAUGCUCUCCACCACCACUGCCGCCGACUCUCCCCUCCUCCUUUCUUCUAUCUAAUUCUAACCCCACAUCUCCCGAUAUCCUUCACCAAUGGCGGCCACAACCUCCAACCUCUUACUAUGUCUAUUCCUCUCCCUCGCCAUUUCCCUCGCCCACGCCUCCAACCCCGACCUCGACUUGUACAUAACGGUGCCGAGCUUCUUCCGGUGUCCGAUUUCGCUCGACGUGAUGAAAUCCCCCGUCAGCCUCUCCACCGGCGUCACCUACGACCGCUCCAGCAUCCAGCGCUGGCUCGACUCCGGCAACAACACCUGCCCGGCGAUGAUGCAGGUCCUCGACACCAAGGAGUUCGUCCCCAACGCCAACCUCCACCGCCUCAUCCAGACCUGGUCCAGCCAAAACCGCCACAAUCCGCUCGACGACUCCUCGGCCUCCUCUGCCGAGUCGGCAUCGCCGCUCUCGCUGGACAAAAUCCAGAUCGUCGUCAAGGAAAUCGGAGGCGAGGAGAAGGAGUCCGGAAGAAAUUGCUCCUUCGACGACCUGUCGAAAAUCGCGUCUUUUGCCGAGGAAUCCAGCGAGAAUCGGAGGUUCCUGGCGAAGAUGGACGGAUUCGUCACAAUGCUCGCUGCUCUGAUUCAUUCGGAUGACAAGGAUCUUUCCCCGCCGGUGGUGGAGCUUGCGGUUAGGGUUUUGGAUUCGGUGUCGACCGAAUUUGGGGAUUUUCACGAGCUGAAAAGAUUGUUACUGAUUCCAAAGGAGAAAUCCCCCAAUCCGCUGCCGCCGUCGCUCGUCCGUGUCAUGAAACAGGGGAGCCGGCCAGAAUCGCGAAUCGCAACGGUGCGGAUCAUCCAAUCAAUCGCCAUCGACGCCGAAUCGAAGCUUGUUGUGGCGGAAAGUGACAGAUUACUGCUCCACCUAGUCAAUUCCAUCGCUCCACGGACCGAUCUGCCUCUCAUCGACGCCGUCCUCUCCGCUGGUCAAGUCAGCUUUUUGUUUUUCAAUUGCAGGGUAGAUCUAUGUUUGACUUGAGUUCUCGCUUCAAUUUUUCUCCAUUUCUGGAUUCUGAAUUGGCCACCGUCGUCGUGGCAAUGCGAAUCGAGACGGUGGUGCUACCGCUGGAGAGGUGGUUGGGAGAGGAGAGGGAAAGGAGGAGGAAGAGGAAGCGAAGAGAGAGAUGAUUGGAGGAGGAGAGGGAAAGGGAUUUGGGCAGAAGAUGUUGCGGGGGAGGAGAGAUAGAAUUUUUUUUUUAUAAUUUCAAAAUUAAUUAUUCAAAAUGACAUGGGAAUGAUUUGAUGAUUGGUCGCUGACGUGUCCAAUGAUUUGGCAUCCUAGUCAGCCUAACGUUAAUCUAACUGACGGAGUUUCUAACACCGUUAAAGUUUCUAACAGAUUUGGCUAGAUUUGUCAAACUACCUUUAGUUUUUUGGGCUAUUUUUGGUUUUCGAAUAGUUAUGGCUAUAUUUGUCACAAACGUGAAAGUUAUGGCUAUACAAGUGUAUUUUGCCUUUUUUUUAUAAGAGACUAUACUGUUAGUUACAUUUACAACUUAUCUUUUUUUUUUUCCCACUAAUUUCCUGCAAUCAAUAUUUAUGCUGGAUUAUAAUACUGUUAGUUACAUUUACAACUUAUCUGUUUUUUCCCACUAAUUUCCUUCCUGCAAUCAAUACCCACCUGUUGUUUACAUUUAUAGAUUUAUGCUGGACUGUAAGGGUUCAAUAUCAAACCAAACAAAAGCCAACAACACAUUGAUGCCCACGCCUGGGCUAUAUGGAUGACAACAAAUCGGUAUUGGAUAGUGCAUAUUUAUUAUAAUACUUUAAAUAAUUUGGAUGUACUUACAUUCAUACUCAUAUAAGAAUCGGAUUUCAAAUUAAACUCAUAUUCGUGUUGGAUUGGGUUCUGGGUGUCCACCGCUACUCAUGGUAACAAUUUCUCUUUAUAAGUUGAACCAACAUGUUAAGGAGAUUUGGGGUUGGAUCGAAAAUUUGAGAGCAACCUUCUGACGAUAAGACGUGAAAAACAUGCUAGUUGGGAAGCAUCCCAAUAUUGGUUCGGUUUCUUUUCCCUUAACUUUCAAUAACGAACUUGCCUGCUUGUACAUUGUUCUAAGGAGUGUUUAAAACUUGAGUAAUAGUGAAUGAAUCCUUGUGUUGGUUGAGAAUGAGCUUGAAUGGAUGUUGGUGAAGUGAUGAAUGGUGAAAGGAUUAGGUUUUAUUUGUGAUGAAUGAGUGUAUUUCGUUUGGAGGCAUUGUUAGGCAUUUAUUGUGUGCAUUUUAAUGCUUCCAGUGUCGCCCAUCAAGGCUUGAUGAAAUUCCCAAAUUUCAUGAGUUGUGUUGUUUAUGAUUCGAUGAAUCACAAUUGAACUUCAAUGCUAUUGGUAAACCCCUAUAUUUUAUGAUUCGAUGAAUCACAAUUGAACUUCAAUUGAGUUUAUGUUUUAUGGGUGUGAAAUUUUCUUUUAGUUCUUCAUCUUAUGGAUUUUUUCUCAAGGAUCGAUCACACCCACCCAACCCAAAUUUCCCACAAUCAACUCGACAUCAUCAUUUGGUAGCAUCGUCCCUCUAUCCAUCACUUGUGCUCACGUUGAGGACAAUGUUAUCCUUAACUGUGUGUGUCUGCAAGGGGUUGUGCAUGAAUGCUUGUGUAAAAUCUAUAUUGUUUAUUCUGUUUUCUAGUGUUAUGAAUGAUUGGGUGAGAGACCUGCCUUUUUGAGUGAUUGUGGAAAAUGUUUUAACAUAAUUCGACCAUUAGGAGUCUUGUAUGUAUGUCCAAUUUUUUUCAAAUUUGAGUGCUCCAAAUUGGCUCACUUGCUUACAAUACAAUUACUUGCUUUGA
Linum trigynum is the source of this 2850-nucleotide messenger RNA. The record is from the annotation of a GenBank genome assembly. Lineage: Eukaryota; Viridiplantae; Streptophyta; Magnoliopsida; Malpighiales; Linaceae.